CCUCCCCAGCCUCUCCAGACGCCUCCCGGGAUGCCCCUGCAGGUUAGCGACUACAGCUGGCAGCAGACGAGGACUGCGGUCUUCAUCUCUGUGCCCCUUAGAGGCGUCAGCGUCAGGGACGCGGACGUGUUCUGCACGGAAAACUAUCUGAAGGUGAACUGUCCUCCAUUUUUAUUUGAGGUGUUUCUCUAUGCUCCCAUAGACGAUGAGAGCAGCAAAGCCAAGAUUGGGAAUGACACUAUUGUUUUCACUUUACACAAAAAAGAAGCGGCCAUGUGGGAGACCCUUUCUCUGUCAGGUGUUGACAAAGAGAUGAUGCAAAGAAUAAGGGAGAAAUCUAUCCUACAAGCACAAGAAAACGCAAAAGAAGCUAUGGAAGCAAAAGCUGGGGCAAGGCGGGAAGAUCAAAAAUAUACACUAAAUGUCAUGAUGAAGAUUGAAGAAGAAGAGAGGAAAAGAAUAGAAGAUAUGAAAGAAAAUGAACGGAUAAAAGCAACUAAAGAAUUGGAAGCCUGGAAAGAACGUCAAAGAAAAGCUGAAGAACGUAAAAUAAUUCAGCGAGAAGAAAAAUUAUAUCAACAAGAAAAGCAAAUUGAAGAAGAGAGAAAAAAAUUAAAACAUAAAGGUCUUACUAGGAAUUCAGUAUCUAGAAAUCUUGCCACAAAAGGGAGAAAUUCAGAAAAUAUAUUUUUUGAGAAGUUAAAGGAAGACAGUAUUCCUGCUCCUCGCUCUGUCGGCAAUAUUAAAAUCAACUUUACCCCUCGAGUAUUCCCAACUGCUCUCCGGGAAUCACAGGUAGCAGAAGAAGAGGAGUGGCUACAUAAACAAGCAGAGGCACGAAGAGCAAUGAAUACUGACAUUCCUGAACUUUGUGAUUUAAAAGAAGAGGAAAAGAACCCAGAAUGGUUGAAGGACAAAGGAAACAAAUUGUUUGCAACAGAAAACUAUUUGGCAGCUAUUAAUGCAUACAACUUAGCCAUAAGACUAAAUAAUAAGAUUCCACUACUGUAUUUGAAUCGGGCUGCUUGCCAUCUAAAACUGAAAAACUUACACAAGGCCAUAGAAGAUUCUUCUAAGGCACUAGAAUUAUUGACACCACCUGUUGCAGACAAUGCUAAUGCAAGAAUGAAGGCACAUGUACGACGUGGGACAGCAUUCUGUCAACUAGAAUUGUAUGUAGAAGGCCUACAGGAUUAUGAAGCUGCCCUUAAGAUUGAUCCAUCCAACAAAAUUGUACAAAAUGAUGCUGAGAAGAUUCGGAAUAUAAUUCAAGGAACAGAACUAAAAUCUUAAUGACUACUAGAAGCAACUAGGUAUUGUACUAGGUAUUGUUCUAAGUUUUACAAAAAUAACUGGAGGCAUUAGGAAUCUGUGCAUAU
Eubalaena glacialis (North Atlantic right whale) is the source of this 1379-nucleotide messenger RNA. RefSeq names its product dynein axonemal assembly factor 4 (gene DNAAF4). Gene Ontology annotation, molecular function: nuclear estrogen receptor binding. The transcript has 9 exons. NCBI's taxonomy places the organism in Eukaryota, Metazoa, Chordata, Mammalia, Artiodactyla, Balaenidae. The record is from RefSeq and is a predicted model, not a curated record. Bases 31 to 1293 code for a protein of 420 amino acids. Gene Ontology annotation, biological process: outer dynein arm assembly; inner dynein arm assembly; cilium movement.